AUGGACAGUAACCAGGAGCAAAUGCCAAUUGCGCACAAUGUCCGAAACGUGCUCAGGUCUUUCCGGACGGUUGAAACAUCGUUCAGCCAUGAGAUCGAUUCUCUGGACGAUAAGAUCGAGUCUGAAGGUUUAUCCGAGCUGUUAAUGGCCUUGGAGAACGAGAACACCCGCUUCAAGAUGUGGGCUGGGAACCUAGGAGCUCAUCAGAGCGGCCCGGCAUCGCUGGAUCAUCGGUUAAGAGAGGCACCUCAUAUACAAGACCAGGUCAUCUAUCUUCUGCGCGACAUAUCAGAAUCCCUAGAGGAUACUAUAAUCCUCAUUCCGCAAAAGGAGUCCCCAAAGAACAGUGAAAAUAAUGAGAAUAAGCUCGAGUCUCUUCCUGGGGGCUCAGAUCGAGAAAGCGAAGAUAGCUUCAUCGACCUAGAUGAUGAUGAGAGUAUUCCAACAAACAAAAGACUAUCAAUGUUCUGCACCGAUAUCGCCGAGGCCAUCGACUGCCUUCUACGACUAUCUCUCGCCAUCGCCAAUCCAGCACCACAUGAGAGAUUCCGAAAGCUCGGCGCCGGCCCCGACGAGGACGUAUCCUUCUACGAGGCACAUGAUAUCUGUUACGUCCAAGACAAGUUCCCAAAUAUCAGUCAGGAGUUGCCCGACAUCCUGGGAAAGUCCAUCACCCGCCGGCGCCAGUUCUUCAAGUACCGAGAGGCACACCAUGCUAAAUUGGCGGCAGGCCUGGAUGAAGAGAUUCAGAAGGAUACGAGUCGGACAGAAAUUGUACCCAACACUGUGGCCUCCUCACUUCCAGAGCGCUUCACGAGAUCCGGUGUGAUUGAUGAGGACAGCCGAUCCGAUAUAGCCACGUCUGAGACAUCAUAUGCUAGCUCGGCUGGCUAUUUGAUGCUGGAAGAUGGAGAGAUGAAGCCGGCUUCUCCACUCAAGGUUCCUCCACGACCACAAGAGGCAGAUACGGGUAUCUUUGAAUGUCCAUACUGUUACAGGAUGAUAUCAGCGAACACCCGAGGGGCAUGGAAACGCCACAUCUUUGGAGACCUCCGUCCGUAUACUUGUCUCUUCUCAAGGUGUGUCGAAUCAAAUAUGGACUUUGAUCGACGACAUCUAUGGCAGCUCCAUGUAUCCCAGUAUCACUGGCACACAUGGUCUUGUCCAUUUAACUGUAGUAGCACGUUCACAUCUGGGGUUCAACUCGGUGAUCACAUUCGCCAUCAGCACCUGCCAAACGCGAGCGACGAGCAUAUAAGUACUGUCGUGGCUCGCGGCAAGGUGUCUGUUUUAAAUGAUGUCAUUAAAGAAUGCCCUUUUUGCAGACAACCUAUUUCAGAGCUAAAGUCAUACAUCAAGCAUGUUGGGCUCCAUCUUGAACAGUUGGCUCUAUUUGCUCUUCCUGGCAUCGGAAAUGAGCAGCUAAAGGAUGGCGACGAGAGUGGCGAGCUGAACGAUUGGGCAUCUGAGCUGGUCGCUAUUUUAGCCUACGAUGACAAUUGUGAGACUUCUUCCAAAGCUCGUGAGCUACCAGAAAUAGGCGAUACAAGCGGUCGGCAUGCUAUGACUUUCGAAAAGGAUGGUGAAGGCGACGCUACCGUUGACGAGGUGCCAGGUGGGCAUGAUUCCAUGCCAUCAGCCGCCGCUCCGAUCUCUUCUGGUCAGCUUACAUUUGAGCCAGCCGAGAUUCGAAACCGCGUACCAUUAUCCAAGAUCGAAAGAAAGACUCUCCAGGCCAGAAUCGCGAAGCAGUUAUCGAAUCUAUCUUUGCAGUCAAGGACGCAGCUUUUAAAGAAGUUUGAGGAAAAUUUACAGAAGAGAAUUCUAGACGAUAUCAUGGCCGACAUACUCGAGAUUGAGGUCCCGAUUGGAUCCAAGGAGCAGGAGCGGCUUCCCAUCGAACCCUCUGACGAAGCUGGCCCCGUUGCUCAAGAUUUCGAAGAGACAUAUACUCGCUUUGCUCGAAAACAUCUAUCUCUCGAGACAUUACGAGAAUUCAAUGUUGGCUUCGAUCUCGACGCAGACCCCGAAUACGUCUUAGUCAGGCGGCGGGUGCCCGAAUGGGAACAAGACCGCAUGUGGGAGCAUACCAAACUCAUCCGUGAGAAGCGGGACAAAUAUCUACGAAAAGAGACGCCUUACUGGAGUGAUGAGCAUGAGUUUGAGUCGGUGCGCGAGACAGAUAGGCGUCAUGCCAAAUCACCGUCACGUUUCCAUGGCCAUGGGGAUAAGGAUUUGGAUGAACUGCUGGAGCUAUUCAAACCUGUUCACAACUACUAUGACUCAUUUGGUAAUCAGAGCCCGAAGCCCGGGAAGCGGAGUACAUCGCCUCCUCCUGGUUUACCUUCUGUCCAUGAACGCGAGCGUAUCUACAUUAGGACCACCAGUCGCGAAAGGGGUGCUCCUCCAUCUCCAUAUCCUCCACCGCAAGUCCUCCGAGGCCCAACAAUUGAGCGAGAGGUCAUCACACAUUACCGAGAUACCGACCACAGUGCUCUCCCAGAGAAUAAAAAUACACUAUGCCGAAACGCACUUAUUUAUGGCUAUUGUCGAUAUGAGGACCAAGGCUGUGCCUUUAGCCACGACCAGAAUAAAAAUGACUCCAAAACGCAGGGUCAAGGGGAGAGGGAAUAUCAGAGCGACUAA
Messenger RNA from Fusarium proliferatum ET1, 2646 nucleotides. RefSeq lists its product as uncharacterized. The record is from RefSeq and is a predicted model, not a curated record. Lineage: Eukaryota; Fungi; Ascomycota; Sordariomycetes; Hypocreales; Nectriaceae. Gene Ontology annotation, molecular function: metal ion binding. The transcript is spliced from 3 exons. The coding region runs from base 1 to 2646 and encodes 881 amino acids.